UCUCCAUCUACACAUACAGCCCGAAUAUCAAAACUUUCAUCUCUAUAUCUUUACCUUGACUGCUUCUCUUCUUCUGCAAGAAACCAGAAAAAAAAAAAAAAAAAAAGAGAUUAGGGAUGGGUUUCUUAGAGCUAUUGGAGGUGGCUUCAAUGCCAAUCGUUCAAGUUCUUCUUAUCAGCGUCCUUGGCGCUUUUUUGGCAACCGAUUACUGCUCUCUUCUUUCUGCUGACACCCGAAGAUCCGUGAACAAGCUCGUCUUCGUGGUCUUCACCCCCUGCAUCAUGUUUGCCAACCUUGCCGAGACUGUCACAUUGCAGGACAUUAUUUCAUGGUGGUUUAUGCCCAUAAAUGUUGGAAUCACCUUUCUAGUAGGAGGCAUUCUUGGAUGGUUGGUGGUCAAGCUCCUGAACCCCAAACCUCAACUUCAUGGCCUCAUAAUUGCUACUUGUGCCUCAGGCAAUAUGGGAAACCUUAUGCUUAUUCUGGUCCCUGCCAUCUGUGACGAGGAAGGCAGUCCUUUUGGGAAUCGGAGUGUCUGCAGAUCCAUCGGGCUCUCCUACGCAUCUUUCUCUAUGGCCCUCGGGGGUUUCUACAUAUGGACGUACAGUUACCAACUGGUAAGAAGCUCUGCUACACAGUUUAGAGCUCUUGAAGCCGCCGGGUUGGUCAAGUCUCCCAACAAGGACAUUGACUCUGAUCCCCACACUCUUCUCCUCAAGCCGCACCAAAACCAAGACCUUGAGAUCCAAGGCAAACAAAAGGUGUCUACCGGGACAUACAUCAAGGACUUGCUCCAUCAGAUUCUUGAGGAACUCUUCGCACCACCCACCAUUGGUGCCAUUCUUGGCUUCGUUUUCGGAGCAACAAAUUGGCUAAGGAAUCUUAUAAUCGGGGAGAAUGCCCCGUUGCGAGUGAUCCAAGACUCAGUAAAGCUACUUGGGGACGGCACAAUUCCUUGCAUAACACUCAUACUGGGGGGCAACCUGAUUCAGGGUCUGCGUUCCUCAGCCGUGAAGACAUCAGUGAUUAUGGGAGUGAUCUGUGUGCGCUAUAUCAUCCUCCCCGUGGUGGGAGUCGGAGUGGUCCAAUUAGCAGGAAAUCUAGGGUAUCUUCCUCCAGACCCUCUCUUCCGAUACGUUCUCAUGCUUCAGUUCACACUGCCGCCUGCCAUGAAUAUCAGCACAAUGGCACAGCUGUUCGACGUGGCUCAAGAUGAGUGCUCGGUCAUCUUCUUGUGGACCUACCUGGUUGCAUCCUUAGCCCUCACCAUCUGGUCAACCAUCUUCCUCUCCAUCCUCUCCUGAAUCUGAUUUGAAAAGACAAUGGAGUUUGUUUAGUCUCUCUUGUAUGGAUUUUUUUGAUUUGUUAAAUACUCUCAUUCACAUGUUGCCAAAUAAAACAGAGAAAAGACAAAAGUAUCUCUGUUUCACAGCCAAUGUGUCUGUUUGUGGGCUUUUUUUACUUAGAAAAAAGGGAAUGAGGUGUGGGCUCAUAGAGAAAGAGAGAGCCCAAAAUUGGAGAGGCGUGUUCAAGUUGGCCACAGAAGGAGACGUGCAAUGCAUCUUCCACGUUGCUUUGCUCUGAUUGGUGAAAACAUCUUCAAUCAUUUCUGAAACUUCUGCAUUGCUCACACCUGUCCUCUCCUCCUUUCCUGUCUCUUUAAAUUUUGUUUUUGUUUUUAUUGUUCUGCUUUUUAAUAGCAUAUAAAAAAUCGAUUAAUUGAUUUGCGAA
Molecule: messenger RNA, 1731 nt
Organism: Arabidopsis lyrata subsp. lyrata
Lineage: Eukaryota; Viridiplantae; Streptophyta; Magnoliopsida; Brassicales; Brassicaceae
Product: protein PIN-LIKES 7
Exons: 8
Coding region: 117-1304 (395 amino acids)
Biological process (GO): endoplasmic reticulum to cytosol auxin transport
Cellular component (GO): membrane
Source: RefSeq, a predicted model, not a curated record